Molecule: messenger RNA, 720 nt
Organism: Lolium rigidum
Lineage: Eukaryota; Viridiplantae; Streptophyta; Magnoliopsida; Poales; Poaceae
Product: serine/arginine repetitive matrix protein 1-like
Exons: 2
Coding region: 1-711 (236 amino acids)
Source: RefSeq, a predicted model, not a curated record
AUGGCGGCGACGGCAGAUCCGAGGGCCAAGCCGCCGCCCGCGCACCACCUCGAGCCGUGGGCGCGCCAGCCGCAGCAGCCGCCGAGAGCGCACCGCGUCCGCGCGCCCGCACACCAAACCGUUGAAGAGUCCUCCUCUUCGGUGGGGGCCUCCGCCGCCCGCGAUCGGCGCCGCUCGUCGUCCAACUCCAGCCGCCGGAGCAGCGGCUGCGGCGGGAGCGAGGAUCUCCGGGGCAAGCUCGUGGGCCACCUGCGGGACGCCGCGGACCGGCCCCGCCUGCCCCAGCCAACCCCUUCGCCACCGCCCCCUACCCCGAAGGCGGCCAGCCCACAACCGCCGGAGACGGAGCGCGAGCCCUCGCAAGAGCUCAAGGCGCCGCCGCAGGAACAAGAGCAGCCGCAGCAGGAGGACGUGGCGGAGAAGCCGUGGAAGCUGCGGGAGCGCACGCGGCGGCGGCCCGCGGCCCUGACGUCGUGGCCGGCCGCGUCGCCCUCCCCGUCGAGGCGCCGCAAGCGCGCGCCGUUCUCGGUAUCCCUCGCCCCCGAGGAGAUCGAGGAGGACAUCUACGCGCUGACGGGCGGCCGGCCGCGGCGGCGGCCCAGGAAGCGGCCGCGCGCCGUGCAGCAGAAGCUCGAUUCGCUGUUCCCGGGGAUGUGGCUAGCGGAGGUCACCGCCGACGACUACAAGGUGCCGGAGCCGGAAGAGGAGUAGCUCCCGCCG